Aspergillus versicolor CBS 583.65 is the source of this 441-nucleotide messenger RNA. RefSeq lists its product as uncharacterized. The coding region runs from base 118 to 375 and encodes 85 amino acids. The record is from RefSeq and is a predicted model, not a curated record. The transcript has 2 exons. Lineage: Eukaryota; Fungi; Ascomycota; Eurotiomycetes; Eurotiales; Aspergillaceae.
GCAACAACUGACACAAACUCACUUCACCUUCAUUUCUUUCCUCUCUUUAUCUCUCCUCUCGGACAGCCCCUGGUCUACACUCUACCUUGUCUGUGGACAGGGCUGGACUACCCGACCAUGAACCUCAAGCCCAACCAGCCUAUACCCAGCCCAGAUGCAGAGCGUUGGCCAAUAAUUCAGUGCCCUUGCCUUACUGGCCUUUUUGUUUUGUGUUCGUGCCGGACAGCUUUAUCCAGAGAACAGUCUCGCAAUCUUGAUAUUUUCAGAAUCAAACAAACAAAAUCUUUGGCGAGUGAUGCGGAUGGUUUCCAUUCAACAACAAUCCCAAUCGCCUUGAGGAAACCGAUGCACCCUUGCUCGUUCUGCCACGAAUAAACUGGGAAUAUUCAGCGCUUUCAAAACGGCAAAGUGAGGCUCAGGGUGCUGAUUACGCUUCCGCUU